This is a messenger RNA of Cannabis sativa, 1410 nucleotides long. RefSeq lists its product as uncharacterized. The record is from RefSeq and is a predicted model, not a curated record. The coding region runs from base 128 to 808 and encodes 226 amino acids. NCBI's taxonomy places the organism in Eukaryota, Viridiplantae, Streptophyta, Magnoliopsida, Rosales, Cannabaceae. The transcript is spliced from 7 exons.
GGUCUUAAUUUAUUGGACAAAGGCUGCCCCAAACGACAGCGUCCAUCGCCGGAUCUCUAUCCCGUACUCCGUCGUGGUCUUCAAGCCAUGUACUCCUCCAAUCCUUGAAUCGUUUCAAGAAGCACAAAUGCUGGGAAUUUCUUACGGAGAGCUCUUCCUAUUGAUUGGAGCCACCGCUGCACUUGUUGGGCCAAAGGAUCUUCCAAUUAUUGCCAGAACUCUUGGGAGAUUUGCGGGUCGUUCAAUUGGAUAUGUACAAUUAGCUCGUGGGCAAUUCGAAAAUGUCAUGCACCAGUCCCAAGCUCGCCAGGUUCACAAAGAGCUUCAAGAAACAAUGUCUCAACUUGAGGCGAUUCGCCAUGAAAUUCGAAGCAUAUCUUUUAUGAAUCCUAGUCCUUUGACUCGGAAUUUGAUGGACAAUGCACUUGAUCCCAAUAAUCAUGUUAAUCCUGGUGAGAAUUUGGUUGAGAAGAUUGUGGAAGAGCAGAAGCCAAUAGUGAAGGAUAAUAGUUUCAAAACCUCAACUUCAGUUGAUUUGCAUUCUCAAGCUACUUCCUUUGCGAAAUUGGCCGAAUCUGAAGCUGUUAAGAACAUUUCUUUAAAAGGGAAUUUAGAGAAAGUGAAGUUUGAUGAUGAGGUUGGUCUUUUUGCAAUUUUGCCUGUUUCAGCUGAGUCUGCUGGUUUGCUUCCGAAUCGAAAGGAGAAUAUUAUAAAAGGAUCGGACAUAAUGUUGGAAGCAGAACUUGAAGCAGAAGUUGCUCAUAAUGCCAAAGACUUCUUUUCCCAGCCACAAAAUCAACUACCCUAAAUUCAAAAGACUUAAUAGUCUCCAAUACCAGUAUGAUUCUUACCAAGAAUUCGACAUUGAAAUAACUCAAUAUUAUCCUCAUCAUCAUAAUGUGAAAAGAAGAACACAUCUCCAUUAUGAGGAUCCAUAGUGAGUAUAAUACAAUGGAUCUUCAUAAUCAUUUUAUGACAAUGCACCAUUUUCAGAAACCACUUCAUCAUCUCUGUCCUCAUCAACUAAUUCCCAUUCAUUAAAUUAUAAGAUUGCUUUGUGUCAUCAGCUCAAUGAGAGUAUGCUAGUCGCAAUCCCCCUCGAAUCACUCUCAUACAAGUACCGAUAUUGGGGAUUAACCCUGACGGAAAACUAGUCAGAAGACAUCGCUGCGAAUUCUUCAAAGUCAUUUUAAUAUCAAAGUGUUAUGAUUAUUAUUAUUAUUAUACUUAUUGUUCAAAGAGUAAAGAAUGGAGUAAGUCAAGGUUGGUCUAUUUUGAACAAUUUAAUAAAGACCAUACUUUAAAUAUUGUUUCCAACAAUGGAAUAUUGUAUUGGCUUCAAACCAAGGCAAUGAUUGCAUUUGAUCCUUUUAAUAAAGAUGAAAAUCAUCAUCAUUAUUUCAUUAACAA